Messenger RNA from Metarhizium robertsii ARSEF 23, 1083 nucleotides. RefSeq lists its product as uncharacterized. The transcript has a single exon. Bases 1 to 1083 code for a protein of 360 amino acids. The record is from RefSeq and is a predicted model, not a curated record. Lineage: Eukaryota; Fungi; Ascomycota; Sordariomycetes; Hypocreales; Clavicipitaceae.
AUGAUGGUUAGUAGAUCGACCACAACACCAAAAGCAGAUAUAAUACACGCCUUCCGUGCUAUUGCGCUAUCAACGAUCUCACAAAGCACCGUCUUUUCCAUCAACGCAAGUCUUGACCUCCAAAGUUCGGGUAACAUGCCCCCCCGGUCUUUCCCCAAGUUUCCCCGCUUGCCUACUGAAAUUCGCUGUUACAUCUGGCGCCUUGCUCUUCGACAACCUCGCGUCCAUCGCCUGCGCACUGCUAAUGUGGCUCUCGAGCAACCCCAUUCUCUUCUGCGUACUGAAACACUCCCUCGGUCCACGAUAACCACGCGUGACAUCCUUGCAACAUGUCGCGAGUCUCGAAAUGAGGCAUUGCGCGCAUUGCCAGACCUAUUGCCUCUUAGCGACUGUGUGAUUCAUUUCAACGGGCGUGAGGAUGUUAUCUGCCUCGUCAAAGUGAAUCUAGAUGUGUUAGACGCAUUGAGCGAGGCGGUAUUGAGGUAUCGCGCUCCGGGACAUGGUGGCAAGAAUGACGGAUCUGUUGUUCAGAUGCCCGAUGCUCUAGACUGGGUCGACAAGGCGACGAAACUAGCAUUAGAAGCUCGCAACUCAGACUUCCAUGACGACUUCGGUUUUUCGUCCACUGAAGGAAUCGAUCAGAAUCGAGUGCUACGAUUCAUGUCCAUGUUUCCAAAACUGGAAUGGUUGUUUCUAAUCGUCUUGCCGUCACCGGAUGAUAUGGAGACGGUGAUAAUUGAUGAGGCUGACGACGACGUCGACGACGAAGAGCAUGAGGGAGAGGGUGACAAAGAUGCUACUACCAGUUCCAGGAAUGGCGGCAGCAGUACUGGCUCCAUUGGCAGCUAUUGGAUUCGAGGUGAGAAUGGCAUCAGCGACUGGUAUCGCUGGGUGCCUCGCAGCACAACAUGGGACUACUCGACUGAGAAAGUGCAGACGCACUUCUCAGAUAUGGCAAUUUGGAAGGACAGCCUUCAGGCCGCACUGCGGCGUCAUGGCGACGAAAGCCGGAUGUUGAGAUCGGUGCAAGUUGAGGUAAUGCUGCAUUUCAGGGAAGGCGCUGAGCCACCGAGAGAUCUGUAG